Molecule: messenger RNA, 961 nt
Organism: Manacus vitellinus (golden-collared manakin)
Lineage: Eukaryota; Metazoa; Chordata; Aves; Passeriformes; Pipridae
Gene: YPEL2
Product: yippee like 2
Exons: 5
Coding region: 214-573 (119 amino acids)
Source: RefSeq, a predicted model, not a curated record
GAGACAGGCCUGGAAAAGGUUCGUGUGACGUCCCCUCUCCCGUGCCCGAGUCCGUUCCUCUGAAGCGUCACCAGCGUGUGGAGCCCGCCCCACACACCCAGCCCCUGCCAAACCACGGCCUUUACCUGCGUGUUCCGGUGUUUCCCGUGCGACCCGUCCUGCGGGAGUGCCUCCUGGGCCGCCCCAGAGUUCCCCCAGCGCUCCGUGGCUCCAAUGGUGAAGAUGACGAGGUCCAAGACUUUCCAGGCGUAUCUGCCUUCGUGCCACAGGACCUACAGCUGCAUCCACUGCCGGGCUCAUCUGGCCAACCACGAUGAGCUCAUUUCCAAGUCCUUCCAAGGAAGCCAAGGACGUGCUUAUCUCUUCAAUUCCGUAGUUAACGUGGGCUGUGGCCCUGCAGAGGAGCGGGUCUUAUUAACAGGAUUACACGCGGUGGCAGAUAUUUACUGUGAAAACUGCAAAACCACGCUGGGGUGGAAAUAUGAACACGCUUUUGAAAGCAGCCAGAAGUAUAAAGAAGGCAAAUACAUCAUUGAACUAGCUCACAUGAUCAAGGAUAAUGGCUGGGAUUGAGUGGGAGAGCCCAGCCCUAGCAGCGUGUAAGAGAAUGCCAUCCAACCGAACAUUAUACCCAAGAGUGAGAGAGUGACUGAACGCUUGGUUCCAUGCAUUUAGAGGCUCUGCAACCCGGGAGCAUCUUCACACCCUUCUCCAUCUUUAUUGGUGACUGGCCUCUAAAUUUCUGUCUCUCUGUCUCUUUGCUUUGUAUCUGUUUGUGAGUUGACCCUGGCUGCUUCUCUCUCUGUCCUGGCUCAGAGAACGCCCCGAACGCCGAAGCCAUUCCAUGUGCCCAGUGCUGGAGGCCGCGCUGCCGGUGGCUCGGGGGUGGCAUUUGUACCAGGAGAGCUCUCGGUGCAGGGGGAGGCCCCGAGCUUUGGGCAGGAGGAGGUGAGAGGGGGGU